GCUCCCGAGCACACACACGCUCUGGAGUUCACAGGCCACAAGCAGAGCCAGCCCCCUGCUCUCAUGCAGCUUUGAGUGGAGAUGGUGGUGAUUGCCUGAGCCUGUUACCACGCUGACUGCAGCAGCUGUGCACGCCUCAGUCCUGAGCUGUGCAAGGCUGGAGUAGGAGGCAGUGUUGCUCAGAGCCGAGCGAGGGUGGAUCUCUCUCCAUAGAAGCAAGAGGGGAAGCUGUCAGUGGGAGAGAUGGAGCAGCAGUGUCUGAGAGCAACCUCCCUCUGAGGGAUCCUCUGGGUGUGUGCGUGCGUGUGUGUGUCCCCGUGUCUUGGAUUUCCGCCUGUGCCCUUAAGCUCAUGGCUGCUUUUACAGCCGUGCACAACAGCUGGGUCUGUUCCAUUCUGUGAUCUCCAGAGACAAAGGCACUUCAGAGCCGGACGGACCCACGCCCAGCGACAGCCCUGUGGAGCUCCCUGCGUCGUCUGCAGCCGGGGGCUGUGUGCUUGUGCGGGUGAGAGAGCGAGCAGCCUAAAGAGACCGCUUCCUUGGCUCCAAAUUAACAUCUAGUAAUUUUCCACACCUCUCGGCUUCUUCCCUGACAAGUGGCUGGAAGGUUGGCCUGGGCCAUGGGAGACAAAGGAACCAGUGGUAACGAGACGGCAGCCUACAAGUACAGAGUAUUUAAGAAAGCAAGUCCCAACGGAAAGCUCACCGUCUACCUUGGCAAGAGGGACUUUGUCGAUCACAUAGAUGUUGUGGAUCCUGUUGAUGGUGUUGUGUUGGUUGAUCCAGAGUACUUAAAAGAAAGGAAAGUCUUUGUCACGCUGACAUGCGCCUUCCGCUACGGACGGGAGGAUCUGGACGUUCUGGGACUGACCUUUCGGAAGGACCUGUUUGUGGCCAACAUCCAGGCCUUCCCCCCGGUCCCUGAGGAGAAGAAACCCCUGACGCGACUCCAGGAGCGGCUGAUUAAGAAGCUUGGCGAGCAUGCUUACCCCUUCACUUUUGAGUGCCUGUGUUUUGACGAUGGGGUGAAGUGA
This is a messenger RNA of Chelonoidis abingdonii (Abingdon island giant tortoise), 1034 nucleotides long. The record is from RefSeq and is a predicted model, not a curated record. NCBI's taxonomy places the organism in Eukaryota, Metazoa, Chordata, Testudines, Testudinidae.